AUGGUCAUACGGAGCAGGUCAGUAGAGGAUCAUGUGAAAGAUCUUGCUGAGGUGUUUGGUCAGAUGUGCAAGUAUGGAAUGCGGUUGAACCCAGCUAAGUGUACCUUUGGAGUAUCCGCUGGAAUAUUUUUGGGCUUCAUGCUUACGGCCAAAGGGAUAGUGGCGAAUCCGAACAAGUGUAAGACUGGCCGAGCGUAUCAAGCCUAUCGUAAAGGUGAGAAGAGUGUCAAGACCAGUUGGGACGAUCGGUGUGAGGAGGCUUUCAACGAUGUAAAGGGCUUUCUGGCUAGCCCGCCCGUGAUGGGCCAACUUGAUCCAAAGAACGAUUUGCAGUUAUUCCUAGCAGUGUCGGAGGAAACGAUUAGGGCAGCUCUAGUGCAAGAAAGCCCAGAGUUCAAACUCGUCUAUUUUAUCAGUAAAACUUUGCAGGACGCAGACAUAAGGUAUAAGCAAGUGGAGAAGAUUGCUUUAGUCCUUGUCGUAGCCGCACGACGACUAAGGCCUUAUUUUAAAGGCCAUCAAGUGGCGGUAAGAAUUGACCAUCCUAUUGCUAAGAUAUUGCGUAAACCAGAUCUGAUGGGAAGGAUAGGAGAAGAGCCUUCGCAGCCUUGGAAACUCUUUAUAGACGAAUCAACUGACAAAAUAGGCAGGGGAGCAGGAGUUGUUUUAGAAGGACUGAAUGGAUUACUUGUUGAACAAUCCAUUCUCUUUCGAUUCGAGAUUAGUAACAAUCAGGCUGACUAUGAAGCAGUGAUUGCUGGUCUUGAAUUAGCCAAAGACUUGGGGGCAACUUCCGUUGAAUGUCGGACGUAUUCACAACUAGUGGUUGGGCAGCUGGACGAGAGCUUUCAGACUAAAGAUGACCAGAUGCUUUGGUAUUAUCAUAAAAGAAAAGAAUUAGUGAAACAAUUCCAAAUGGUAGAAGUCAAGCAUGUUCCCAAAACAGAAAACACUAGGGUUGAUAUCUUGUCAAAAUUAGCUAGUAGUAAGGAAAAGGGCCAAUUGUCCUCAGUCAUACGACAGGUUAUGUUGAAGCCCUCCAUUGAAUGUUUGCCUAUAUUUAAGAUAUCCAAUCUUCCGGACUGGAGAAAGGAGAUUGGGGAAUUGAUCAAAAGGCAAGAGGAAGGCUCGACCAUAGAACGAUGA
Vigna angularis (adzuki bean) is the source of this 1146-nucleotide messenger RNA. RefSeq lists its product as uncharacterized. The record is from RefSeq and is a predicted model, not a curated record. The transcript has 3 exons. The coding region runs from base 1 to 1146 and encodes 381 amino acids. Gene Ontology annotation, molecular function: nucleic acid binding; RNA-DNA hybrid ribonuclease activity. Lineage: Eukaryota; Viridiplantae; Streptophyta; Magnoliopsida; Fabales; Fabaceae.